Molecule: messenger RNA, 2412 nt
Organism: Trichobilharzia regenti
Lineage: Eukaryota; Metazoa; Platyhelminthes; Trematoda; Strigeidida; Schistosomatidae
Source: the annotation of a GenBank genome assembly
CAAACCAGGGAAACCUCACUGAAAACAUGAAAUGGCCCUAUUUACAGUAAACUUAAAAUAUUAGAUGCUCCAGUACACAAAACUCAGACAUUCAGUUUGUAAGUGUUUAUCUGCUUGAUAUUCAAGGACACACCCAUCUGCACAUUUUGGAAUGAUAAAUGUGAUUAGAGUGAUGUCGAGGCCAAGAGAUCUGUAUUCUAAGGUAGAGUCUCUCAAUGAACUCGAUUUCGAUAGUUUGAAAGAAAAAGCUAUUUCGUUGUUGAGACAAAACCAGCAACUUGAAAAUAUUCUAUUGAAGCUCCGCGAACAGAAUGUAGAAAAACGUAAAACUAUCCAUCCAUUUGAAUUCGAGAGGUUUAAUCUUUUAAAAUAAGUAUUUUAGUAGGUAUAAAAAGCGUCAUAUAGCCCUAAAGUUCUCCUAUUUGGGUUGGGAUUAUGGUGGUCUAGUUCCUCAAUAUGGUCUUGCACUGACUGUUAUGGACCGCAUGUUUGACGCACUAGAGCAAUGCAGGCUAGUAAAGGAUAGGUUUGUUCGUUUACUGACUUUAUUUUCCCAGAAACGAGUGUGAAUUUUCAGUUUGUGGACGGACUGACAAGGGAGUUAGUGGAUUAUGCCAGGUGAUUUGAUAAUAUUUUAAAUAAUCAGUAAAUUUGAAGGUUGUAACCUUAAUAACACGGUCUGUCCUAGCUUCUGGUAUAGGCAUAAUCGAUGACUCUGGUCCCCGUAUAUCUGAACGUCAUGGUAUUCCCGAAGUUGAAAUGGACUACGUAUCUAUGCUAAACCAAAACCUACCACGAGACAUACGGGUUUUGGCUUGGUCUCCUGUCUCUUCAGACUUCAGCGCAAGGUUUGAUUGUUUGAAGAGAACAUAUGAAUAUUAUUUUCCUGAGGGUGGACUGGAUAUUAAGUCAAUGGUUGAUGCAGGUAGUCGACUGGUUGGAGUGCACGAUUUUCGAAAUUUUUGUGCUUCCCGAAUCGAAAAAGAAACAGUAACUUUUGUUCGUGAAAUCUUUGAAGUAUCGAUAAAUCUGGUGGAUGGUUCUGAAAAUCAUUCAGAUGACCACUCAAGACUUUAUCGAGUUACCAUUUCGGCAUCAGGUUUUCUCUAUCAUCAAAUACGCUAUAUUGCUUCCGUCUUGUUCAUGGUUGGAAGAGGAUAUGAAAGUCCAUCAGUUAUUGAUGACUUAUUGGAUUUAAAUAAGACUCCUGCUAAACCACAAUAUCAACUGUCUGCUGAUUUUCCAUUGUUAUUCAUUACCGGUGAAUAUCCAGAAUCUGCGCUGAGUUGGGAAACCAGUGAAGCUGCACAAUUACAUUUGGUUAAACAUUAUCAAAAGUUGUGGUCUGAAUAUGGAGUUCGAUCAGCUGUCAUUAAAAGAAUAUUAGACUUCGUUGAAAGUUCCUUUCCAAAUAGUUCAUCGCUGAACCAUCAUUUAGAUAAAAUAUGUCCAGAAGCUCGGUUUCAUCCUCCAAAUCCAAUCAAGAAGCUAUGUGUUAGACAAGUCGAACCUACUUUAGAUGAAAAGAUUGAAAAGAUACGUAAAAAACGGAAGAUGGAUACUAGUAAUUCAGAAAAUGUGACAAAUGAUGACAUUGAAAUCGCUUGAUCAAUUCAACUUAUUUUUAUUAAAUGUAUGCAUCUUGUAUAUUAUCUGAUCUACUUUUCUUAAUUGAUUGUGUUCUGCGAAGUUGAAAUCACGUUGCGGUUUUUUCAAGUACGCUGAAGUUCCUUGUUAGUUGAUUCGUAUUCAGCAGUAUACUAUGAAACAACACAAUUUCAAAUAGACAUAAGUAUUGCAGUUGUUUAGAGUUCACCAGAGAUUUGUUGUUUUCCAUAGGUAAUUUCAAACGAAUGUUUCCUGCACGCAAAACGUUUCGGCCCAUUAGGACUCUUCUAGCUUUGGUUUUAAUACAUUUUAAAACUUAUAAUUCUAGGUGGGAGACGUUAAAACCUGUUACUUUUGGGAUUCUGCCCUGCAAAUCCACUUUACUUUUUUAUUUUUCCCAGAUAGAGUAUGUACACAUUUGUAUUUACCUAUUUAACUUGACAUUACUUCGAAAAUACCAAGUUUUGCACCCUUAAGGAUAAAAAAGAUAAAUUUCAAUGUGCAUCGCUUAGUGUACACAACACUUCUGAACCAUUCAUUUUAACUAAAAGGGUACUUGACUUAGUCUGUAUACUGCAAGCGAUGAAACAUCAUCAUGAUCCUAAACUAUUUCAAUCUAACUUUGAUCCUAAGGUGUCUUAAAAUAUUAUCUAGACAUUGGUAAAAAUCUUGCCGGAUAACAGUUCCAUCUCAAGUUAUCUACAGAUAUGUGCAAAAUAUUUUUUAUUCAAAGAAAAUAUGUAAGGACAGAAGACAAACGCCAGGCAACAGAUCGUUUAUUUACAAAAUCAACACAUAUUUAUA